Molecule: messenger RNA, 1840 nt
Organism: Pteropus alecto (black flying fox)
Lineage: Eukaryota; Metazoa; Chordata; Mammalia; Chiroptera; Pteropodidae
Gene: ERF
Product: ETS2 repressor factor
Exons: 4
Coding region: 19-1686 (555 amino acids)
Biological process (GO): cell differentiation; regulation of transcription by RNA polymerase II
Cellular component (GO): nucleus
Molecular function (GO): DNA-binding transcription factor activity, RNA polymerase II-specific; sequence-specific DNA binding
Source: RefSeq, a predicted model, not a curated record
CGCCCCGGGCCCCCCAGCAUGAAGACCCCGGCGGACACAGGGUUCGCCUUCCCGGAUUGGGCCUACAAGCCGGAGUCGUCCCCUGGCUCGAGGCAGAUCCAGCUGUGGCACUUCAUCCUGGAGCUGCUGCGGAAGGAGGAGUACCAGGGUGUCAUCGCCUGGCAGGGGGACUACGGGGAAUUCGUCAUCAAGGACCCUGAUGAGGUGGCCCGGCUUUGGGGUGUCCGCAAGUGCAAGCCCCAGAUGAAUUACGACAAGCUGAGCCGGGCCCUGCGCUAUUAUUACAACAAACGCAUUCUGCACAAGACCAAGGGGAAACGGUUCACCUACAAGUUCAACUUCAACAAACUGGUGCUGGUUAAUUACCCCUUCAUCGAUGUGGGCUUGGCUGGGGGUGCGGUGCCCCAGAGCGCCCCUCCAGUGCCGUCGGGUGGCAGCCACUUCCGUUUCCCUCCUUCAACACCCUCCGAGGUGCUGUCCCCCACCGAGGACCCCCGCUCACCUCCGGCCUGCUCUUCGUCCUCAUCUUCCCUCUUCUCGGCUGUGGUGGCCCGACGCCUGGGCCGAGGCUCGGUCAGUGACUGUAGCGAUGGCACUUCAGAGCUGGAGGAGCCACUGGGAGAGGACCUUAGGGCCCGACCACCGGGCCCUCCGGAGCUGGGUGCCUUCCGAGGGCCCCCGCUGGCUCGCCUGCCCCACGACCCUGGCGUCUUCCGUGUCUACCCCCGGCCCCGGGGUGGCCCUGAGCCCCUGAGCCCCUUCCCUGUGUCGCCUCUGGCCGGGCCUGGCUCCCUGCUACCCCCUCAGCUCUCACCAGCUCUGCCCAUGACGCCCACCCACCUGGCCUACACGCCCUCGCCCACGCUGAGCCCUAUGUACCCCAGUGGAGGUGGGGGCCCUAGUGGCUCGGGGGGAGGCUCCCACUUCUCCUUCAGCCCUGAGGACAUGAAACGGUACCUUCAGGCCCACACCCAAAGCGUCUACAACUACCACCUCAGCCCCCGCGCCUUCCUGCACUACCCUGGGCUGGUGGUGCCCCAGCCCCAGCGCCCUGACAAGUGCCCGCUGCCGCCCAUGGCACCUGAGACCCCGCCGGUCCCCUCCUCGGCCUCGUCCUCCUCUUCCUCUUCUUCUUCCCCAUUCAAGUUUAAGCUCCAGCCGCCCCCACUGGGACGCCGGCAGCGGGCAGCCGGGGAGAAGGCUCCAGCGGGCAGCGACAAGAGCAGUGGCAUUGGCGUUGGCAGUGGUGGCAGCAGCACAGGUGGGCUGGCUGAGGGGGCAGGGGCACUGGCCCCCCCGCCGCCGCCACAGAUCAAGGUGGAGCCUAUCUCAGAAGGAGAGUCGGAGGAGGUGGAGGUGACUGACAUCAGCGAUGAGGAUGAGGAAGAUGGAGAGGUGUUUAAGACGCCUCGUGCACCCCCUGCACCCCCCAAACCUGAGCCUGGCGAGGCACCUGGGGCCGCCCAGUGCAUGCCCCUCAAGCUUCGCUUUAAACGACGCUGGAGUGAAGACUGUCGCUUGGAGGGGGGUGGGGGCCCCACUGGGGGCCUCGAGGAUGAGGGCGAGGACAAGAAGGUGCGUGGGGAGGGGCCCGGGGAGGCCGGGGGGCCCCUCACCCCGAGGAGGGUGAGCUCUGACCUCCAGCACGCCACAGCCCAGCUCUCUCUGGAGCAUCGAGAUUCCUGAGGGAUGUGGGCAGGGGACCGUGUUCCCCCACCCCCCCCAUGCUUCUUUUGCUGCCUUAAAUCCCGUGCCCUGGAGGUGAGGGCAGCCCUAGUCUCUUCCCCACCUCCUUCCUUUCCCCCUACCCACGUUUUGUAUAAAACUUAAUUUUUUUUUU